This is a messenger RNA of Amoebophrya sp. A120, 521 nucleotides long. Lineage: Eukaryota; Dinophyceae; Syndiniales; Amoebophryaceae. The record is from the annotation of a GenBank genome assembly.
CAGAGGCUGGUCGGAAUACUGGACCGAUUGCGGAUGUUGUUAGGUAAAGUGCAGAAAAUCCCGCAGGAGAUUGCGAAAGCCCACGGGGAUGCGAACCGGAGGACCAGUCCGGAACACGACCAGUUUCUGCAGGGGCUGAACUUGCAAAUGCAGGCUUUGGUGUUGGCCGUCGUGGAAACCUGCUUCGCGCAGAUUGAGUAUCUGCAGUUUGUGCAAGAGAAUGGCGUGGAAGAAGUGAGGCACAUGAUCAAACAACAAGAAAACGAUGACCACGACAUGGGCGGUACAACCUCUGAGGAAAAAUCUGAGAUGAAACAGGGCACGUUCAUCCAUCGCGAGAACGACAACCAACAUGGUUCUACUGAUGAUUUUUGUCUAGCAGCAGCAGACGAGUCUUACGAGAUUGGUUGGGCCGACAUUGCAAGGAUCGCUUCCGCGGUGCACGUCCUGAGACCGGAUGACAAGCGACAGUGGCUCCGGGUUCUGGACUUGCUGUCCCGACACAUUGCCAUGCUGGAGGC